AUGUCUUUCAAUAAGGAUGGAGCUGCAAGUUAUGCAGUCCCAAGAAUAUUAUCAUUACAUGGAAGGGACGGAAGUCGAGGAGCUUUGCAGGAAAAGAUGCAACAAAUGCUGCAAUGUGUAUUGGUGCGUCGGGUAGGAUCCCAGACAGAACUUGGAGGUUUAAAUCCAUAUAAGGUGUCAGCAGAUCUGAUUGCACACAGGUGCACUGCAAAGUUUCUAGACUCGGGAUUAGAACUUCAGAUAUCGAGAACUGGAGCUAUGCCACUGCGCUAUGACUUCUCUAUCGGAUUGGCUUUUUGA
This is a messenger RNA of Enterobius vermicularis (human pinworm), 300 nucleotides long. Lineage: Eukaryota; Metazoa; Nematoda; Chromadorea; Rhabditida; Oxyuridae. The record is from the annotation of a GenBank genome assembly.